GUUCAUAUCAGAGUUUAGUAUUGUGGGGACUUUGCUGCUCACGCUAUUGAAAGUACGGCCGUCAUCCUGUUCUUGAUUGCAUAAAAUUCAUUUUAGUGGGGGUAUUUUUUGGUUUGUUUUCUUUAUAUUUUGUUAAUCAAUAAUUCCGUUAGUAUGUCAUCAGAGUCUGAGUGUAAAAAACCGAAAAUGGCAAACCCUUUGGAACAAUUAAAGGACUUAACAAUUGUUGUUGCUGAUACAGGCGAUUUUGAGGCUAUGAAAAAAUACAAACCUACCGAUGCCACAACAAAUCCAUCAUUAAUUUUGAUGGCAGCUACUAUGCCACAAUAUGCACCUUUACUAGAAAAAGCUGUAAAUUAUGCAAGAAAAUUAAGUAGUUAUCCUGAUAAACAAUUAGAGAUCGCACUCGAUGUCGUUUGUGUUUUGUUUGGAUGUGAAAUUUUAAAAAUCAUUCCAGGGCGCGUGUCAACGGAAGUUGAUGCAAGAUUAUCAUUCGAUAAAAAGGCUAGUGUAGAAAAGGCACGUCGUAUUAUUGAAUUAUACGAGGAACAUGGCAUUAGCAAAGACCGGGUUUUAAUUAAACUUGCAUCAACAUGGGAAGGAAUUCAAGCUGCUAAAGAAUUGGAAUCAAAAUAUGGAAUUCAUUGUAAUUUGACAUUAUUAUUUUCAUUUGCACAAGCAGUGGCCUGCGCAGAAGCUAAUGUUACUUUAAUUUCACCAUUUGUUGGACGAAUUUUAGAUUGGUAUGUUGCGAAUACUAACAACAAAGAAUAUGCACCGGAUCAGGAUCCAGGAGUUGUAUCUGUUACAAAAAUUUAUAAUUAUUAUAAGAAAUUUGGAUAUAAAACAGUGGUUAUGGGAGCAUCUUUCAGAAAUAUUGGUGAAGUAAAAGCUUUAGCCGGUUGUGACCUUUUAACAAUAAGUCCAAAAUUACUAGGAGAAUUAGAGGCAUCUAAAGAACCAAUCACAAAGAAAUUAUCCGUUGAUAAAGCAACAAAAUCAAAUUUAACACAAUUAGACACACUCACCGAAUCAAAAUUCCGUUGGUUAUUGAAUGAAGAUCAAAUGGCUACUGAAAAACUAUCAGACGGUAUCAGAAAGUUUGCUGUAGAUGUCGUUAAACUAGAAAACAUGAUUAAACAAUUGUUGAAAAAUGUAUAAAUUGUUUUUAGAUGUUUGUUACCAACAAAAUUACAUUCCACUCCAUUUGUAUUGUUGGAAUUUUUUUUAUUUUUUAAAAUAA
Chrysoperla carnea is the source of this 1243-nucleotide messenger RNA. RefSeq names its product probable transaldolase (gene Taldo). Gene Ontology annotation, molecular function: transaldolase activity. Gene Ontology annotation, biological process: pentose-phosphate shunt; carbohydrate metabolic process; pentose-phosphate shunt, non-oxidative branch. The record is from RefSeq and is a predicted model, not a curated record. The transcript has 7 exons. Gene Ontology annotation, cellular component: cytoplasm; intracellular anatomical structure. Bases 154 to 1161 code for a protein of 335 amino acids. Lineage: Eukaryota; Metazoa; Arthropoda; Insecta; Neuroptera; Chrysopidae.